AUGUCUUUUUUAGGAAACCUGUUUAAAAGAUCGAGCUAUUGUAAACGAAAUGUUUUCUCUGCCUUUUGUUCUCCACCACCUGAGCCCGAACCCACACCACCACCCCCUAAAGCUGGUGAUACGGGGGCAGGAGCCGACUCCGCCUACUGCUCAUCAGAUUCAUUAUUAGCUAUGUUCUGCUUACAACCCCCCAGUGGACCACCCACAACCGCCGAGCCACCCACACCACCACCACCCACAGCUCUACCCGAAUACUGCUACGAUCCGGCUCUCUGUUCAUUCUGUGGAACCUGCGAAACUACAUCAGUUGCCCCAACCACAACAGCAAUGGAAACCACCACGACUGCCAUGGAAACUACGACUGCCAUGGAAACCACGACUGCCAUGGAGACAACCACGACUGAGAUGGAAACCACUACAUCCGCAAUGGAAACAACCACGACCCCAAUGGAAACAACCACGACCCCAAUGGAAACAACCACAACUCCGAUGGAAACUACCACCGAAAUGCCUACGACAACAGAAAUGGAAACCACCACCGUCCCAGAAACCACUACCACCAUGGUUACAACGACUACCAUGCCAACAACCACAACCGAGUUGACUACAACCGAAGCUUUGACUACUACCACUACUGAACCGACGACUACCAUACCAUCUCAACUUUGCCCAGACCCCAGUGUGAAGACCAGAUACAAGCGAGUUGUGGAUGGAUCACCAACUGCCAGUUGUGAUGCACCAGGAGUAGUAAAGCUGUACCAUCCUGAUUUUGAUGUGGUCUUAUGUACCGGAUUGAUGAUUGAUGCCAGUACUGUACAGAUACCAACUUCUUGUGGUGAUAUAGUCAAAAUGGGCCACAUCUUGCCGAAGAUGGAGUUUACUGUCGGAGAUGCUGGAGCUGAACAAGUAUCUUUAGCCGAUUCUGUGGCUGAUGGAUCAGUUGCUGGUACGUCCGAAGUGACUCUGAAGACACCGCUAGAUGUAACCAAAUGUCCUGGACUUCCAUGUAUUUAUGAUGCUGCCACCAUGGAAGGUUAUAUAGACUUUACCAAAUGUACAUCUGCUGGUUAUGGUACUGUUGCUGAAGUAACUGGUGGAAGUAAGGGGCAGUAUGAUGGUUUACAAGGGUACACCAUUGAUAGUAUUGAUGAUAGUUCUUGUGACGCUCCGACAUCUCUACCACCUGGUACAGUUACUAGCUGUGCUACAGCAACUACUGGAUCUCCUUGUACUGGUGAUGGAGGAUCGCCUAUUAUCUGUGAAGCUGUGACGGGUGAAAUGGUAGUUAUUGGACAGACGGAAGACUUCCCUUGUGGAAAACCUCCUUCUUUUGCUUUCAUCGAUUUUACUAAAGCUUAA
Lottia gigantea (owl limpet) is the source of this 1359-nucleotide messenger RNA. RefSeq lists its product as hypothetical. Gene Ontology annotation, biological process: proteolysis. NCBI's taxonomy places the organism in Eukaryota, Metazoa, Mollusca, Gastropoda, Lottiidae. The record is from RefSeq and is a predicted model, not a curated record. Bases 1 to 1359 code for a protein of 452 amino acids. Gene Ontology annotation, molecular function: serine-type endopeptidase activity. The transcript has 9 exons.